UCGGAUGCUCUUGGUCAGCUGUUUAUCACUGUCUUAAUAAUCCCAAAUCGAUCAGUUGCUCCUUAAUCAAUCAACCGCCAUUAUUAAAUACCCGAUAGAGUAUUAUUAGACACGACGUGUUCAUCCUGUGCUUUACAAAACGCCAGAAUGGAUCUCCUGUCCAGCGCCCAAUGCAAGCAUCUGGUUUCUCCAGACUAUAUAAACUUCAUCCUAUCAAUCUUGAUCUUAUUCGGUAUACUGUUAUCCUACCUUCCUCAGCAUUACCGAAUCAUCUCCCUAAAGAGCUCCUACGGCAUCUCACCGUAUUUUGUCCUAUUGGGAACAGUCUCUGGUUCGUCAUCUUUAGCAAACGUGCUAUCCCAACAACAAAGUCUGCAGGAUGUUUCCUGUUGUAGUGAAGUCAACGGCCUGGCUUGUUUCGCAGGAUUACUAGGCAUCCUCCAGAUUGGAACACAGUGUCUCUGCUUCUUUGUCAUCCUAUUCUUAUACAUCCUCUAUUUCCCUCGAGAUGUACAGUCGUCAUCGCCAACCUCCAAACCAAGACCGCAAGGCCCGACCUACCGGACCGCCUUAAUCGUAGGCGCCAUCUGUAUUCUACACAUCUCCGUAAUGCUUAUUGCCACUAUCACCAUUGGACUCAAACGACCCGCCUCUCUGCAGUCCUGGUCCAACUUCUGCGGUAUCUUGGCCGCGAUCCUUUCCUCGAUUCAAUACUUCCCUCAGAUUUACACCACUGUCAAACUGCGUUGUGUCGGUAGUCUGAGCAUCCCCAUGAUGUGUAUACAGACACCAGGUGGCUUUGUUUGGGCUGCCAGUCUUGCGGCUAGAUUAGGCCCAAAAGGAUGGAGUACAUGGGGUGUUUUGCUUAUCACUGCGACUUUACAGGGUCUGCUACUCGUACUGAGCGUUUUCUUCGAGUACCUGGGGCCGAAUAAGGGACACAGUCAUGGGGAGGACGGCCCAGUGGAGAAUGAUGUGCGCGAUGAGCAAGAGUCGCGUCCCUCCGAAGAGACCCCCCUUCUUCAGAACCAAUGAUCGGCUCCAGUAUGACAGUGAUUGGACAACUUUCAUACGAUUG
Messenger RNA from Aspergillus pseudonomiae, 1078 nucleotides. RefSeq names its product PQ-loop repeat-containing protein. The coding region runs from base 148 to 1035 and encodes 295 amino acids. The transcript has 3 exons. Lineage: Eukaryota; Fungi; Ascomycota; Eurotiomycetes; Eurotiales; Aspergillaceae. The record is from RefSeq and is a predicted model, not a curated record.